UUGGAAAACCUCGCAUGCUGUUUAGACCAGACUUGACCGGGUUCUUUUUGUCUCUCUGCCCUUUAUAGAAUGAAAACUAAAGUGAAUAAGGUUCUGGUGUUUGGCUUUUCAAUGAUGCUCACUUUAGCAGCAGUUGCAGGACUCAGAUGCCAUUCCUGUCAAAGGGUUAAUGGAGCUAACCUUUGUGCCGUUCCGCAGAGACAAUGCCAAACAGAUGGAUUCUGUUACACUCGAAGAUUGUUCAGAGGAGGAGCCAUUAGGAGAGUUUACCGAGGUUGCAGCAAAAUCUGCAGACAGCUCGUAAAUAUCAAAAAGAGCACGAGAGUCAGUAACUUUUGCUGUGAAGAGGAUUUCUGUAAUGUUCAUAAUGUUUGGGUUUAAAAAUGGCUAAGCACAUCCUGAGUUGGGGUGGAGCUGCUCCUACCAGCUUUCAACAGCAAAAGACCCAUCCAUAUACUGGAGCACAUUUCCAAGGCAUUGCUGUGCUGAUUUUUCGUUUUAAGAAAUGAGAAUAUUG
Podarcis raffonei (Aeolian wall lizard) is the source of this 517-nucleotide messenger RNA. Its product is annotated as secreted protein of Ly-6 domain 1-like. NCBI's taxonomy places the organism in Eukaryota, Metazoa, Chordata, Lepidosauria, Squamata, Lacertidae. The transcript has 3 exons. The record is from RefSeq and is a predicted model, not a curated record. Bases 70 to 381 code for a protein of 103 amino acids.